Rhodotorula toruloides NP11 is the source of this 516-nucleotide messenger RNA. RefSeq names its product RNA-binding protein 8A. The record is from RefSeq and is a predicted model, not a curated record. The transcript is spliced from 6 exons. Gene Ontology annotation, biological process: RNA splicing. Gene Ontology annotation, molecular function: mRNA binding. Gene Ontology annotation, cellular component: cytoplasm; nucleus; exon-exon junction complex. NCBI's taxonomy places the organism in Eukaryota, Fungi, Basidiomycota, Microbotryomycetes, Sporidiobolales, Sporidiobolaceae. The coding region runs from base 1 to 516 and encodes 171 amino acids.
AUGCAAGCCGACCGUAUGGAACUGGAAGAGUCUGCGGACUCGAGCACGAAGCGCAAGGGACGGCUGUUUGCUGAUCGGGACGACCGAGACGACCAGCCGGCCAGCUUUUCGGGUGCGGGUGCCGGAUUGGGCGACACGGCGAGUCGGGCGCAGCGAUCCGUCGAGGGCUGGAUUGUGCUCGUUACCAACGUUCACGAGGAGGCGAGCGAGGACGACUUGAUGGACCGAUUCAGCGACCACGGCGAGGUCAAGAACUUGCACCUCAACUUGGAUCGGAGGACGGGUUAUGUCAAGGGCUACGCGCUGGUCGAGUACGAGACGAAGGACGAGGCGCUGAAGGCAAUCCAGGAGGCGCCGCAAGAGCCGUUCCUCGAGAAGGUCCUCUCGUGCGACUUUGCGUUCGUCCAGCCGCCUGCAGGACUGCCCGCUGCACAGGAGAAGACGACGUCGAGACGUUCCGGCCGCGAACGGAGCGCGAGUCCGGUCAGGAAGCCGCUCGUCACCCGCAUCGACUGA